AUGUCCACGCCAAGCGUAUUAGACCACGCUGUGGAAGCCGCGAAAAAGGCUGUGCAAUUCGAUUUCGAAGGCUUACAAGAACCCUCAGCCUAUUACUAUGAAGCUGCAGCCAAGUUUCUAAACGAAGCUGCGUCGAACACAGAACCCGAAAACGCGGAAUCGCUUAAAGCUAAGGCGGAAGAGUACAAAAAGCGCGCUGUGAGUUUACGGGAGAGUCUUAAAAAGGAGGCAGAUAUUCGUAACGAUGAUAGUGUUCAACAGAAGAAGCAGUGCUAUUUUUUGCUGGAGCAGGCCAUAGACACGGACGAAGGAGGGGACAAAGAGGAUGCUAUUGAGAUGUACGCGCAAGCUGUGGAGUAUAUCUCACAGUUCCCUGAUUUAAUGCAGGGGGAACUUAAGGGGUUUGUGAUGCAAGCGUUGGAGAGAGCAGAAGAAUUAAAGGGGAUUAAAAAAAGUGAUUCACCAACUACACCACCACAAAAAAUGCACCAAACAAAUGUUUCCAGUACUAGUGCUAGUCAUCAUAAGGCAUCCUUACACAGAGGCUCAAGUGCGCAUUUGCAAGUUUCUGGUAAUGAUACAUAUUCUGAAGAGGAAAAAUUAGUAUUGUUGCAUACUUCUAAUAUAAAUGGGAGACAGUUUGUUCCUUUUAUGAACAUAGAUUUGGCUGAAAAGUUUCAAUAUUCAAUACCUUUUACUGAUAAGGAUGGACAUUUGAUAUUGUCUCCCAAACAGAAGAAAGACUUUCAUAGUUUUGUGAGACCUGAACAAAUUUGCUCAGACCCUUGCAUAGUACAUGGAAAUGUCCCGAAUUACCUAAACAUUAAACAAACAGUAAUAUCAGAUUGUUCGUUUGUUGCCAGUUUGGCAGUAAGCGCUUCGUAUGAAAAACGUUUCGGUAGAAAAUUGGUGACUGCAAUAAUUUUUCCACAAACCAAGGAUAAGAGACCUGUUUACAACCCUUUUGGGAAGUACAUGAUAAAGUUGCAUAUCAAUGGUGUCGCAAGAAAAAUCAUCGUGGAUGACAGUUUUCCCAUAGACAGAUAUGGGAGGUUGCUUUGUUCAUAUUCAAGCAAUAAAAAUGAAUUCUGGAUAUCACUGCUUGAAAAGGCGUACAUGAAAGUUAUGGGUGGUUACGAUUUUCCAGGCAGUAACAGUAACAUCGAUCUGCACGCCCUCACCGGUUGGAUACCGGAACGAGCCGCAAUCCGGCCGAACGAUCCCGACUUCAACCGAGACGCCCUGUUCGGCACUCUCGAAUCGCGGUUGGCCAAGGGCGACGUCCUCGUCACCGUGGCAACGGGCGAGCUGUCUGAUGCGGAGGCAGAUCGCAGUGGCCUCGUGCCUACGCACGCCUACGCCGUCAUGGACGUCCAGACUGUAAACGGGAUCAGGCUGUUGAAAUUGAAGAACCCCUGGUCGCAUUUGAGGUGGAGGGGGAACUACUCGGAGCUCGAUGCCAGGCAUUGGACUGCGGAGUUGCAAACUCUACUGAAUUACGAUCCGAACAGUGCCGCGCAAUUUGACAACGGUGUUUUUUGGAUCGACUACGACAGCGUUUUGAGUUUCUUCGACGUUUUCUACAUGAAUUGGAAUCCGGAGUUGUUCAACUACACAUAUUGUAUUCACCAAUCGUGGCAUGCCGGUGAAGGCCCGGUAAAAGAUUUAUACACAGUCGCCUCAAAUCCUCAAUAUUCUUUGGAAGUGACAUCUGACACUUCCGGAGCAGUUUGGCUUCUAUUAACCAGGCAUAUCACCGAAAUAGAAGAUUUCAGGGAAAACAAAGAAUACAUAACGAUUUUCGUGUACAAAAACGGCAAGAAAGUCUACUACCCUUAUGACCCUCCACCGUACAUAGAUGGCGUUAAGAUCAACAGUCCGCAUUACACGACCAAAAUUAUUUUGGGGCCCGGAAGCGCCCGGAAGUACACCAUAGUGAUAUCGCAGUACGAAAAAUCCACCACCAUUCACUACACUUUAAGGGCUUACGCGACGUGUCCCUUUACUUUAACAAAAAUUAAGGAUCCCUAUGUUCAAGAAAAACAGGUUACUGGUGAAUGGAAAGGCCUUACAGCAGGAGGAUGUCCGAACCAUCCUGCAACAUAUCCAAACAACCCCAAAUUUAGAAUCGAAAUCGAUUCAGUCACAAACGAUAACAAAUUGUUAAUCGAAUUGAGGGGGCCCAAAGUCUAUCAAAUAGGCAUUGAGGCCACCAUACAAAAAAUCAACGACGAAAGUAUUACUGCGCCGUUCAAAACAAAAUCGUCUGGACCUUACAGGACUGGUUAUGUCAUUUUAGAGUUGGACAACGUCCCCGCAGGGACUCUAAGGUUAAUUCCGUCCACUUUCCUACCGCAGCAAGAGGGUCCCUUCAUUUUAAAAAUCAAAUCAUCGGCUUCGAUGAAAGUCUACAGUUAA
Molecule: messenger RNA, 2418 nt
Organism: Brassicogethes aeneus
Lineage: Eukaryota; Metazoa; Arthropoda; Insecta; Coleoptera; Nitidulidae
Source: the annotation of a GenBank genome assembly